Magnolia sinica is the source of this 1057-nucleotide messenger RNA. RefSeq lists its product as uncharacterized. Bases 1 to 756 code for a protein of 251 amino acids. Gene Ontology annotation, cellular component: exocyst. Gene Ontology annotation, biological process: Golgi to plasma membrane transport; exocytosis. The record is from RefSeq and is a predicted model, not a curated record. The transcript is spliced from 6 exons. NCBI's taxonomy places the organism in Eukaryota, Viridiplantae, Streptophyta, Magnoliopsida, Magnoliales, Magnoliaceae.
AUGGAAAGCUUUGUUUCUUCUUCUGUUUGCCAGGCUGGCGAUCUGACUGAGGAGAAGCCCUUUAAUCUCAGCCCUCCAUUUAGACAAAUCUUGGCCUUUCUUUCAUCGACGAAAAUGAUCGUCCUUCCCCUGCCCGUUGAAAGGCAUAGGGAGAUGUCUAUGUCUAUAAUUAACAAACUUUCCUUGUGUUUGAGGAAUGGGGAAUCUUUCAUAAGAGAAGAGCUGUCAAAAAUAGAUAAAAGCUGGACAGCUGCAUGUUCUGAUUCCUUGCCUCACGUUGUCUAUAUUUUGACAUCGAAGGAUCGUGAAGGUGAAGCCCAAUUUUUGAAGGAGAAGAGUGAUAUUAUCGAGGAUGUUAUGGAUGAAGUUGUGCACGCAUAUCAUGGUGGUUUCAACAAAGCAAUUCAAAAUUAUUGCAAUCCAAUUCAACAAAGCCUGGAUAUGUGCUUCAAAUUGCAGUUACAUUAUGUGCUCCAAGUAGAAGAAGUAUUUGCAUAUGAUGCAGUAAAAACUACUGAAGAAACUCCAAUGGAUGUACGAACACAAGUCAUUGAAAAGGCAAAUCAUCUUAAUAUAAAAGUAACUCCAAUGGAUGUACGGACAUAUGUCAUUGAAUUUUUGAAUCAGCUCAAUAUAAAGUUCUUAUCAUUACUCUCAUUGGCAGCAGCUUGUGCUACGGCUAGUGUCAUCAAUGUCCUCCCCGACAUUAGUGGGUCCUACUGCCCACCAAAGUUUUGCAGCAGGUUGAUCUUCUGAAGAAUGAGGUAGGCUUUGAUGAAGCUUUCAAUUACAAAGAGGUGCCAGACUUAGAUGCAGCCUUGAAAGGCCAGUUUUUGAAAUUCAUAUGCAAUGUGUUUCUAAAAUUUAUCAACAUCAUCAGAGAAAGGUAAAAAUGUCUUUUUUACCAUUUUCUAAAAUUUAUCAUCAUCACCAGAUUUUAAUGUCGAUGAGGUUUGCAUUGCCAUUAUCUUUAAAUCUCCACCUGGGCAUCAAGUUUCCAACUGAUGUUGCUUGGAGAUCCAUUUUAGUGGACCAUAUUUCUAAGUUUUGGCUUUCU